Molecule: messenger RNA, 165 nt
Organism: Ylistrum balloti
Lineage: Eukaryota; Metazoa; Mollusca; Bivalvia; Pectinida; Pectinidae
Exons: 2
Source: RefSeq, a predicted model, not a curated record
GAAAGGGAGGGGGAAGUAAGGGAGAGGGAGAAGGAAAGGGAUGGGGAAAGGGGAAGAAGAGAGAGAGCGGAAGAGAGAGAUAAAUCAGUUACAUCGGAUUUAAAUAUUGAAAAUGACAUGAAAAGUUAUACUCAAAACCUGCAACUAGACUUUAAAAAAUGCUGA